GCCAAUCCUCUCAAAUUGAAGAAAUUUAUGGUCAAGAAGUUACCAUUGAAGUUAAAUGGUAGCAGACAUAUACAUGCAAUCCUAUGGGGCUUUGAUUCGUUUAUGAGCCUUGAGAUUGAUGGGUGUGUGGAGAUGGCAAUGGUGGUCAUGUGAGGAAAGAGCAUCAUCAUGAUGGAAGCCUUGGAAAGAGUCUAA
Molecule: messenger RNA, 195 nt
Organism: Microtus oregoni (creeping vole)
Lineage: Eukaryota; Metazoa; Chordata; Mammalia; Rodentia; Cricetidae
Product: small nuclear ribonucleoprotein G-like
Biological process (GO): mRNA splicing, via spliceosome
Cellular component (GO): precatalytic spliceosome; SMN-Sm protein complex; U4 snRNP
Molecular function (GO): RNA binding
Source: RefSeq, a predicted model, not a curated record